Molecule: messenger RNA, 4253 nt
Organism: Musca domestica (house fly)
Lineage: Eukaryota; Metazoa; Arthropoda; Insecta; Diptera; Muscidae
Gene: Ranbp16
Product: ran-binding protein 16
Exons: 18
Coding region: 225-3497 (1090 amino acids)
Biological process (GO): protein export from nucleus
Cellular component (GO): nuclear pore; cytoplasm
Molecular function (GO): nuclear export signal receptor activity; small GTPase binding
Source: RefSeq, a predicted model, not a curated record
GGAAAAGAUUUUUUUGAAGUAUUUUAAUAAAUAAAUUUAAUAAAAAAUAUACAAACUAACUCAAAACAAAAACACAUUUGAGGAAUAGAAUUUGGAUACACAUAAUUUAUACUCCUAGUACCGAUUUUCGCGAAAGUCUAUACCCUUUAUCGAGUUGCCUCGAUAUUUGCAAUAAAAAUUGUUUGCAACGAUAGAAAACAGAAGAAACAACAGAAAUAAAAAUAAUGGAAAUUCAACAAUUAGAAAUCCUAUGCAAACAGUUGUACGAAGCUACAGAUUCUGUAUUACGCUCCAAUGCAGAAAAGACCCUUGUACAGUUUGUAAGCAGUCAAGAUGCAUUGCCCAAAUGUCAAAUGCUAUUGGAUCGUGCGGAUUCCAGCUAUGCCCAGCUUUUGGCGGCAACAACGCUAACAAAGCUCAUACAGGGACUCAAUUUGGAACAACGCAUUGACAUCAGGAGUUACGUUUUAAACUAUUUGGCAAAUAGACCAAACCUACAACAUUUUGUGGUCCAGUCAUUGGUUACACUACUUGCAAAAAUAACAAAAUAUGGUUGGUUUGAUACCUAUAAAAAUGAGCUGGUGUUUCAAACCUUGUUGGAAGACGUUAAAACAUUUUUACAGGGAUCUGUUGAACAUUGUACAUUUGGUGUGCAAAUAUUAUCACAACUUGUUUUGGAAAUGAACUCCAUUGUGGAAGUGGAUGCCCAUAUAACCUUUUCAACAAGUCGUAAAAUUGCCACCUCAUUUCGUGAUCAACAAUUGUAUGAUAUAUUUCUAUUAUCUUGUAAUCUACUGGUCACGGCACGAGAUAAUAGCAAAACAAUCAAUUUCAUGGAUGAAGCCCAACAGGCUUAUGUUAACCUUAUAUCACAUGUGUUGCGUUUAACGAAGAACUGCUUGAGUUUCGAUUUUAUUGGUAGUUCGACAGACGAGUCUUCAGAUGAUAUGAAUAGUGUACAAAUUCCAGCAUCUUGGCGCCCCGCAUUUCUGGAUCCAAACACAUUGAAGUUGUUUUUCGACUUGUAUCAAAUUUUACCAAAUGGUUUAGCCAGUUAUUCCCUGUCAUGUUUGGUGCAGAUGACAUCCGUGAGGCGUUCACUUUUUAGUAACUCAGAGCGCAACAAGUUUCUCACUCACCUAGUGGAAGGUGUAAAAAACAUAUUGGUUAAUUUGCAUGGACUUCGUGAUCCAGACAAUUAUCACGAAUUUUGCCGUCUUUUAGCACGUCUAAAAUCGAAUUACCAACUAGGAGAAUUGAUUGCUGUGCCUUGUUAUCCAGAAGCUUUGGCUCUAAUAGCAAAAUUUACAGUUGAAUCACUUCAGAUGUGGCAAUUUGCUCCAAAUAGUGUCCACUACCUACUUACUUUGUGGCAGAGAAUGGUUGCCUCAGUGCCAUACGUUAAAUCACCCGAACCACAUUUGUUGGGUACAUAUACACCGGAAGUUACAAAAGCCUAUGUUGAAUCACGUUUGAAUGCCGUUCCUGCCAUUGUCAAUGACCACAUGGAUGAUCCACUGGAUGAUUUGUGCAUGGUGCUGCAACAGUUGGAACAAUUAUCGGUUAUCGAACGUUGUGAAUACGAUAAAACAUGUUCAUUGUUGGUGAGACACUUCGACCAAAAAGCCAGCGAAUAUGAAAGCCUACUGCAGACGCCAAACGCAGAUCCUAUAAAUGUUACCAUUCAUGAGCUGCAGCUGACAUGGUUGGUGUAUAUCAUUGGCUCGGCCAUAGUGGGCCGUCUUACUGUGAACUCGAAUGACGAUCACGAUACCAUGGACGCCGAAUUGAUCAUAAGGGUAUUUCAAUUGAUGAGAUUAACUGAUGCUCGACUACCACAAGCAGGCUGUGAAAAAUUGGAAUUAGCCAUCCUAAGUUUUCUGGAACAAGUACGAAAAAUGAAUAUCAGUGAGCAAACACAAAAGCCCAAUGUGUAUAAAAGAUUGAAUGAGGUUUUUGGCAUAAGCGAUGAGCAAAUGCUAUUGAGUUUUAUAAAUCGUAAAAUUAUUACAAAUCUAAAGUUUUGGGGUCAUUCAGAACAAAUUAUAACAAAAACCUUGAUGUUGUUGUCAGAUUUAUCGGUGCACUUUAAUUCUGUGAGGAAAUUGGCUAAAUUGGAGGAAGUCCAGUUCAUGUUGACACACCAUACGAGCGAACAUUUUCCAUUCUUGGGUACAAAUUCAUCACUAACUGAAAUGCGUUGUCGCACAAUGUUUUACACAUCACUGGGACGUCUUUUAAUGUUUGACUUGGGAGAAGACGAAGAACGUUUUUAUAGCUUUUUAAAUCCCUUAACAAAUCAAUUUGAAUCACUUGGGCCGGUUUUAAUGGAUGCCAAUAGCUUUCCCAAUGAAGAGGCCAAAAAGGCUAUAAUUGGUUUGGCACGUGAUCUGCGUGGUCUGGCCCAACCACUAACAUCACGAGUUCCUUAUACCAUGCUGUUCGAGUGGCUUUACUACUCGGACUAUUUGCCCAUGUUGAUACGUGCAGUGGAACUGUGGGCCCAUGAUCCAGCUGUUACAACACCUGUCCUUAAGCUUUUUGCCGAAUUGCUCCAUUGUCGCACCCAACGCCUGCAAGGCAAUGUCUCAAGUCCAAUGGGCAUACUAUUGUUUAGAGAGGCUUCAAAACUCAUCUGUAUAUACGGAAAUCGUAUACUGCAUUUAGAUGUACCCCGCGAUCAGCAAUAUCCAAUGCGUUUAAAAGGCAUCUCGGUAUGCUUUACCAUAUUGAAAAAUGCAUUGGGUGGCAAUUAUGUGAAUUUUGGCGUUUUCAAGCUAUACGGUGAUGAUACAUUGGAUAAUGUUUUAAACAUUGCGGCAAAAAUGAUAAUGUCUAUACAACAAAACGAUUUGUUGGAAUAUCCGAAAUUGGCAUCAUCCUAUUUCAAUUUAUUGAACUGCCUAUCUCAAGAGCAUAUUAGUUUUCUGGCUGGGUUAGAACCUGGUGCAUUUGUUUACAUUCUUGAAAGUUUAUCUAAAGGUUUUACGGCUUUGGAUUCAACUAUUUAUAUAACCUGUUGUUCCAUUUUGGAUAGCAUUAUAUCCUAUAUAUUUAAACAGUUACAAUUGAAAAUGUCUACAUUCCCCAACAAGAAACUACGCAGUUUAACACCUGAAAAUGCGAGAUUUUUAGAGGUUGUUAAAAUGAAUUCUGACAUUCUACAAAACAUGAUGUCAACUCUAAUGAACAAUGUCAUGGCUGAAGAUUGCAAAAACCAAUGGUCCAUGUCCAAACCUUUGCUAGUUCUUAUAUUAUUGUAUGAAGAUUAUUUCCGAACUCUUAAGGAAAAUAUUCUACGCGCACAACCAAUAGAAAAACAGCAAAUUAUGGCUCAAUGUUUUGAGGAUCUAAUGAAUGGAAUUGAACGGAACGUUUCUACUAAAAAUAAGGAGAAAUUCAUUCAUAAUUUAUCAUCCUUCCGACGUGACGUGGUUAAUUUACCAAAAAUGUCCAAUUAUAGUGCUGGUUCGUCAUAUAAUGAUGAUUUUUCAUAAAAAAAAACUAAUUUACAUCUAUAUACAACACACAAAUAAAAAAUAAAACAUAGCUCUCACUUAUGUAUAAACACUAUUUAUAAAUUGAAAAAGAAUUGGCGGCCAAUUUGUUACCCCGAACUAUUCCUCCGUUACAUACAUACUCAGCUGAAAAAUGCGUCUGGUUUCGUUAACCAAAAUAAAAAAAAAAAAAAUAUUUCGAUUUGAUCGUAAUUAAAAUACUGAUUGCAUUCAAUGUUUCAAACAAUGAAAUGAAGACACGAAUAAAUAAUAAAGAUUCUAUUGCAUGUUCGGGAUAUUUCAAGUUAAUAUUUUAACCUGAUUUGUACUUGUUUCGACUACAAAAAAAUCUAAAAUCAGAAUUAAAUUCUUGAUUAAAUUGUAAUGCUUUUUGUUUGCUUUAUAAUAAGAGAGAUCUAUGUACUACCCCCCCACUAUACAUAAAAUGUGUCUUGGUUUUUUUAUUCAUUUUCAUUGUCGGCUAACAUUUUUUUCCUUUUGUAAAUUCGUACCAAAUUUAUUCAGAGAAUAAUUAUUCCGUUUCUGUGUGAUUUCUUAAAAUAUUGUGAAAGCGUGUGAACGACAACGGACUGUUUUUAUACAUUAACACUUAUAUACACAUAUAUUAUUUUUGGAUAUUAUGUUUUAAACAAUUCCCCAAAUUGACCGGCUCUCAUGAAAGAUACAUUGUUUAAGUAAAAAACGAAACAAUUUUUUGUACUUUAAAUAAAGUUAUAAAUGUAAAUAACAAACAUA